AUUAACUGUUCAAAUAAUGAUAUCAUGGAUAUCGAUUAGAAUAGAUAAAACUCUUAUCUGCGUCCUGAUGCGUUCACAUGUAUUUCAAAGGAAGUUAAUCUAGUUGGUCGGUUGUAUCUUUUAGGCAGGAGUUUAACAGAAUAAGUAAUAAAAAUGGAUGUGCAAAAAAAUCUAAAUUGGUUUCUAUUAAGAAAAAUGAUUAUAGAUGUAAUUGUAUUAUGUGUUGUUGGCAUCCCGAUAUUCCUUUUCUACUUUAUUGGAUCGGCAAAUGAACGAGGUUUCUUCUGCGAUGAUGAAUCUCUGAAGUACAGCUUCAAGAAUUCUACUAUCACGAGUGGUGUGCUGUACGGCGUCGGAUAUAGUCUACCAAUAUUUAUAAUGUGUUUGACGGAAUGGAUCCGCCUACGCGACUACAAGGGCGGAGAACGACGUGUCAUUUUCGGCCUGGAGAUUCCCGCGUGGGUCUGGGAGUCAUACCGAUGUGUCGGAGUGUUCCUCUUCGGCUGCGCCUGUCAGCAGCUCACCACGGAUAUCGCCAAGUAUACCGUUGGUAGACUACGGCCCCACUUCUUUGAAGUAUGCAACCCGACAAUAGACUGUUCUCUGCCAGAAAACCAAAAUCGAUAUAUCGAGACCUUCACGUGCUUGGGAACAAAUAAAAAGUUUCUUAAGGAGAUGAGGCUCUCUUUUCCCAGUGGACACUCUUCCUUCUCAGUUUUCGCAAUGGUAUUUUUGGCGCUUUACCUACAAGCGCGCUUUACAUGGAAAGGAUCUAAACUCCUACGACACAUCAUGCAGCUCAUAGUCAUUAUGAUGGCCUGGUACACCUGUCUCUCACGAGUCUCCGAUAAUAAACAUCACUGGGGUGACGUUCUUGGAGGUUUUCUCAUUGGAUUCUUUUACGCAAUCACCAUAUUUGCAUACCUAUACAAGCCACUGAGCCUAGGCACCCGCUACUCGUCGCUAAUGGAGUCACAACCACUGACGCGGCCUAUACAAUAGUCAGGCUUACAAAUACAAGAAAUAUAUAACUGCAAAAAACACCCUGCAAAAUAUUCUAAAGCAUAUAGUAUACAACAAACAGGAAGCGUGGUGCAAAACGUUUUGAUCACUCAAAUUUAAAAAUGGCAUUCUCACUGCAGAAGUUUAAUAUUUACACCAGGUUUGAAAACAUUAGGACCUGAAUUAGGCAGAAAUCUGACAUUCAUCACAUGAAAAAUUACAUUAUUGGCGCUGGAACUUUAAACGAAAUCACAUCAGUUACUUUUUAGUAAGCCUCUAAAAUGAAGUGAUCCUAAAAUUGAGUUCUGGUUAUCCAUGAACAAUGGAUCGUUACGAAAAUAUCACAAGAAAACUGCAUGUCUUAGAUCCAAAAACGAUCUCAGCUCUACUUUAGAAUAACAAAAAUAUUAAUAAAACAGUCGUAAGAAGGCCAUUUCACGGCAUUGAAUGCAGUUUUCCUAAUAUUAUAUAUUUAAGUGUAUAAGCUUUCGAGUACAAUUGUAUUACGUUACCUCAUACAAUAAGUAUUAAUUUGUUAAAUACGAUUUUCAUCAUAUUGCACCGUCUUGGGCAGUCAUCUCUUUUCAUCAUACCAUCAACACAAUAUGGCAGAAAGAGACAGAGAAGGUGCAAUUGAUUGAUUUAGUGAAUAAGUUCAAAUAUAAUUAAAACAAAAUUAAAUAAGAA
Messenger RNA from Pieris napi, 1689 nucleotides. RefSeq names its product putative phosphatidate phosphatase. Gene Ontology annotation, molecular function: phosphatidate phosphatase activity. The record is from RefSeq and is a predicted model, not a curated record. Lineage: Eukaryota; Metazoa; Arthropoda; Insecta; Lepidoptera; Pieridae. The transcript has 6 exons. The coding region runs from base 154 to 1002 and encodes 282 amino acids. Gene Ontology annotation, biological process: signal transduction; phospholipid dephosphorylation; phospholipid metabolic process.